Anopheles funestus (African malaria mosquito) is the source of this 15221-nucleotide messenger RNA. RefSeq names its product homeobox protein slou (gene slou). Bases 7311 to 9557 code for a protein of 748 amino acids. The record is from RefSeq and is a predicted model, not a curated record. NCBI's taxonomy places the organism in Eukaryota, Metazoa, Arthropoda, Insecta, Diptera, Culicidae. Gene Ontology annotation, molecular function: DNA-binding transcription factor activity, RNA polymerase II-specific; RNA polymerase II cis-regulatory region sequence-specific DNA binding. The transcript has 8 exons. Gene Ontology annotation, cellular component: nucleus. Gene Ontology annotation, biological process: cell differentiation; regulation of transcription by RNA polymerase II.
GGGCCAGGUCAUUCUAACCGAACAAGAAGAAGAAGAAGCCAAGAGGCGUAAAGAAUACGCAAAAUCAUGAAUCUUUGAGGAUUCAUAGAACUUCGAGGAUUUAUGGAUCUUCAAGGAUUCAUGAAUCUGUUGGGAUUCGACUCAUGACUUGAACGAUUCUUCACUGAAGAUUCAUAUGAAUGACUCUAUUCAGAACAUUCAUUAAGCGCAACACUACGAAUUUGAUAAUACUAAUAUCGCUGCCUAUGCUAAUUUCUUCAAUUACAUUGAUUAUUGUGCGGAUUUCAUACCCCUGUGUUUCGUUUUCGCGAGAUCAUAGGGUAAUAGCAUACGUGGAAAGUUUGUGAUUUUCACCAAUCACGGUCGUAGUCGGAAGUAAUCUUUAUGCGAAUUUGAUAACACUAAUAUCGCUGAUUAGUGUUUAAAGAAUGAUGUGUUUUUUUUUCAAAGAAAUAUCAGGUAAGUUGUUUUCAUUGUUUUAAAAAUUACAAUUAAAAAAUAUUUUUUUGUGAGAAUGUAACGGAAAUGAUCUUCAGUGGAGACGCCCAGUGUUUGUCUAGGGUUGUAUUCAUCAUAAAAAUGAAGCGAAUGACAAAGCUUUUCAUUCUUUUUUUUUAGCUCUGUAUCAUUUGUAGUUGUUGUACCUAAUGGAAAACAUUAUUUAUAAUAACAAGUUGAGUUAUUAUAAACAUAUUAUAUUAUACGUAAAUAUAAUACUUUCAACGUCCUUUUCCUUAACUUAAUAUUCCAUCAAUUCAGAUUCCAACAACUUUUUUUUCGAACUUUUUGAAUCCUAGUAGAGACCUAUAAUUGUAGAAUUAUUCAUAAAUUUAUCGAAAUUUUAAAUUUGUCCUCCGAGAUUAAGAUCCAUCUUCGGUUUGAGUGCACCUUAAGCGAUGCAAUAUGCGUUUUAAAUUCAGUAAACGUUACACAACUUGAAGUUUGCAUUAUGCGCGGCAAAUCAUGUAGAAUACAGUUACUCAAAUAUGCCGAACACUUUACACAGUUCUUCUGCAUACUUGGCUUACUGUCUUAGAUUGUAUCUUUUGUACCAAAAUAAUGGAAUAUGAGGAAGAAACAUAAGCUAGCGAUGUUGUUUACAUGCUGCACAAGCUUGCGUAUGUUUUAUUUCAAGAAUCCAUAAUUACAAUUUUGACAUUUUUUAUGGGUGAAUCUGUGCUUUUUUUCGUUUUCAAAGCUAAAAACCAUUGUUAUACGGACCUACCCUGAUAAACGGAGCCACCCCGAUUCUAGUCAGGUGCAGCAUUAAUUAACUAACUCGUGUAUUUGUAAAGCCUUCGAGCGUUAUCAGACGACACGACGGUACAGGCAACUUUCUCGUUUCAACGAAGGAAGCACAGAAUGUGUGCGUAUGUCUGUGUAUUUGCGAGUGUGUGUGUGUGUAUGUAAAAGAGAGAGAGAUAGAGAGAUAGAUAAAGAGAUCGGGUUUAAUUAACAUCGCGAAACUGAACACGCUGAAGAAAUAGACCUGCACCGUACCGGCAAUGUUAAGGGUUAGUCGGACGUCAACAUGAAUGCGUGAUUUUUUUCAGAGUAACUUUGCCAAUUUAACACCAUAUCUCGCAACGGGGUUUCGAUUUUGGGUUUUUUUUAGAACCAUAUUGCGUACGACAUCGACGAAGAAAGAACCAGAGGCGUUCGAUAUCGUGAUGACCGCGGACAAGAUGAAUUAUGUGAAAAUGAAUGUAUGGGUUUGCAUGAGUUUGGCGGCACACAAAAAAGCUCCAGAACUGGCACAGUCGUGUUAUGAAUGGGAAUGUCCGCCUCGUUUAAUUAUGAUUCCAUUUUGAACUGCUUGAAAGAGGAUACUAAUUUCGUGUUAUCACUGACAUAGCAGACACACAAAGGAAAAAAAGCUUAAUUGCAAAGGCGUGUUUUGACAUUUUAGUGUGUUACGUAUACCAAAAGGAAGCUUCAAAUUUGUAUUGUAAAUAAUGUUCGAAGUGUGUCAACAUGUUUAUUUGGAAUCUUACCUGUAGAAGAAAUAUCUACAAUCAAGCAACCAUUAAUACUAGGUGUUACAUUUCAAUACGUUUCCUGAUGCCGUUUUGCAAGCAAAAACAUUACUCGCGUAAAGUAUAUUUUUUCUGAAAAAUAUACGCAGAAUACAUUCCACAGUAAUGCAUUACAACCAGAAUAGCAAAAGUUAGAACAUUUUUUUCCUUUCGGCUUAAUCCUAUGAAACAUUGCUACGUUCCGAUUUCGACCAUAAUGGCGAUGGUUUUCCCGUUUAAAUAAUAUAUUCCAACCUGAUGGUAUGCCGUUUUUUGUGGAAAAUAUUACAAAAUAGAACCAUGAAAUGGGAACGAAAAAAAAGAAACAAAAUACUACCUAAACAAGGAGCCAUUUAUAAAAUUAAACAUUUUGUCACAUUUUUCCCCAAACCAUACUGACAUGCGAAUCAGAGGGAAGAGGAUGCGAGCAAGAAUAUGUAAGCUGUGCCUCUUCCAAUUUUUUUUUUCUAUCCAUGUCACCGAAAUUUACUUUUUAGCCACUCUCGCUCUCUUCCCAUAAUUGGUAGAGAUUAAUCAUAGUCUUUUUCACUUAUUUUUUGCUUCCUCUUGCCGGUUUGGUGCGUCAGUCAGGGCGUUGGACGUGCGUGUAUGUGCUUUUUUUUUGUUCCAUCAGAUGAUUUUGCAACAGCCUGAUGGACGAUAGAACGAACGGUACGGCCCAUCACUCAUGUCAUAAUGGAACAGCAGCAUCUCAUCCUGUUUUGUGUGUGUUUUUUUUUUAUUUUUUGACCCUAUCCGAAACGAUGCGUGUGAUAGAAAAAAAGGAGUAAAAAAUUGUAAUGGAGAAAGGGGGUGCUAGAAGUGGUGUAUAUGGUGAUAAAAAAUUGUUAGAAGCUGUAAAAAAAAUGCAUUGCAUUAGGAUUUACUAUUAACCCUUCGGUGUGGUAUUGUGUGGUGUAGGAUUAGAAAUUUAAUUGGUGCCGUGACUGGGAAACCGUAUGCAAUGAGAUGAUUUGUAAUUGCAUUUCUUCGAGUUGUAGCUUUAUUAGUACAUUCUUCACAGUAUUAGGAAAUAGUACUAGCGAGUUCUUACUAGCUAAUCAUAUGUAUCGUCUCUUGCACGACAUUUUGUAUCUUGGAGAUUGUUAUGUUAUCACUAAAGGGUUAUACACAAUGCUCAACACAACCGAACGUAGUGAAAAAUCAAAGCUUGAGGUAACCGUUGUAGGCAUGAUGAACUAGCCACCUGAUGAUGAUAGAAAUCUUGUUAGCGUUGACGAACUACUAUACCAUUCGGUUGCAUCAACACUAAGCAGAAUGACAGCAAAAGCAAGUAAAAGAAUGAGACACUGCAUAAAAAUGAACGAAAUAAAACAAACCAACCACAAAAAAUGCUACAAAAUCCAGGCUUCCGAUGGCGAAUAGAUUCCGAUACGCUUCGUGGACGUUACCUUCCCGUUUUCCAAGAAGACUUGUAUGAAUAAUGGAUUAUGUGAGAACAAAAAUUUGGCGAACCGUGCAUCAAAAGCGACCAGGUGAGGUGGCAGAAAAGGCAUAAAAAAACUUCGACACAUACCGUUGCCCAUUCGUUUCAAUUACAGUGACGGUCUGAUGGAUGGUGAACGUGUAUGUGCGUAUUUGUGUGUAGGUUUAUGGUCGAAGGAUGUCAUCACAUGGGAUGGGAAGCGUUGAGGUGAAGCUUUGAAGUCGUAAUGGUUUCUGGCAGGCUCAGGAUCAAUUAGAAGAAACAUUUUCAUUUCGGUAGUGAUGGGGAUUAUGGGUAUAGCUUUUGAGCGUACGAAUGCAUCGUACAGAGUAGCUAGCAAAAUUGAGUUCCAUUUGUGCAAGCAUAACUACAUGUUUGACUGAAGACAUUACAAUUAGUCACGAUAUGUCAAACAGGUAAAUUUAGAUAAUAGGAAAGUAUAGUAAUAUGAUACUUAAGUGAUUUUCUGAAAUAACGUUUAGACCAUCUAGAGCUGAGUUAUAGAUUCCUGGAUGAAACGUGAACUCUCGAAGAAUACACAUUAAGUGCCUGGCUAAAGUUGUACCGUAGCAAGUACUGACUAUCCGGCUUUGUGGUAAAAUUAAGUCUAGUAAGACAGAAAUAGUUGGCAUGACCUCAAGGUCGUUAAGCCAAGAAGAAGAAGGAAAAGCGAUGAUGGAUCUAACUGUAGGCGAAGUAUGGCGCCGCCAACCGACCCGCCGGUCAGGGGUUCCUCGAAGAACGGAAAUGGGAAUGAAUGUUGGCAGACGAAAGCCUUUGUCCUAGCAACGGUACAUUCCGCAACACGCAGGUAUGAAACAGGCGCCCCUUUUCUAAGUAAUUCAUUGCCACAUGAUCGAAUCCAUGCCCCGUUAAAGCGUUUUCCUGCUAAUCACAACAAUAGUGUUUUAUGUUAGUAAAAAGACUGGUUAAAUGUAAGAACGGACGAAGAGAAGCGAAGAGUUGUAGUAGAAUUGUUUUUAAAGAAGAUUUUUUCAUUCGUCCCCUUGCAGGAGCGAAUAGUGUGCGAAAAAAAUGAGAGAAUUUGUAAGCCAGCCGCUUCGUCAAUUAUAGUUGUGUAGGUGUGUCGUGAUAACGAAGCAGAAGAGAUAAUGAUAAUGAGCAAAAGAGAAAUAGUGAUCAGUGGCGAUCUGUACGGUUACGAAGCUUUUUUCAUUCGUCUCUCAAACAGGAGCGAAGUGUGUGCGAAAGGUAAGAUCGGGCGGCCGCUUCGCCAAUUGUAGUUGUAGGUGUGUAAUGAUAACGAAGCAGAAGCGAUAGUGACAAUGAGCAAAGGAGAGAUUGUGAUCAGUCGCGAUCGGACAGCGUCGGUUUAAGUAACGAAGAAAGGUUUCGGUAAUGAGCGGAAAGCGACGCCAUUGCUUUCUACACAGCACAUUUUUCAAAAUUCGUUUUUUGAUGCCAAAAAGUGCUGUAUUUUCUUAAACAAUGUUAUUUAAGUUGUAUUUAAGUAUUAAAGUAGUGUUUAAUACAACAAUUUGUGCAUGGAUGCGCUGUGAAAUAGUGAAAAACGUGGAUUUGAACAUGUACAAAUUGUACAAAGCGUUGGCUUGGGUUGUGUCAACGUAUGCGUUGACAUACAUAUCGAGCGCAUUUACAUUUACAUGUACAUGUUUGAAAGUUCUAGUGAUGAUUCUGGUGAGCGCAGUUUGCUUUACGCUAACGCCAAAGUGGACGAGUAAAUGUACAAUCAGUGCAUGUACCAUGCGUGUUUGGCCGUAGGCCGUACCAUGCGUAGGCGAGCGUGUGUGUUGAAGUAUGUGUGUGCCUUUGUGCAGGACAAAAUAAAGGUAAUAUGUUUUUGGUGAAAAAAGUUGUGUGCGUUUUGUAAUGAGCUUAUUGCGUGGAAUCAAAAAAAAAUGUGGUCAUUGUAGGCGAGUGUGUUUUUUUAAUGUGACAUAGCUCAUUGAAGUGUGUUUAUGUGUCUAUGCAUGAAAAAAUGAAGUGCGUGUGUGAAAUAAAGAAAAUAGAAUAAAAAAAAGAAUGAAAAGAAAAUAAAAAGAAAAGUGUGUUAUUUUUUGUUUGUGUGUUUUAAAAGUUUGUGUGUAUUUAUGCAUGAAAAAUGAAGUGCGUAUGUAAAAAAAAUAAAAUAGAAUAAAAAAAAAGAAAAGAUAAGAAAAUUAAAAGAAAAGUGUGUAAUUGAAGUGUGUUUGUGUGUCUUUGUGUAUGAAAAAAUGAAGUGCGUAUGUGAAAAAAGAAAAAAGAAUAAAAAUAAAGAAAAGAAAAUAAAAUAAAAAGAAAAGUGUGUGGUUGAAGUGUGUUUGUGUGUAUUUAUGCAUGAAAAAAAUUAAGUGCGUAUGUGAAAAAAAUAAAAUAGAAUAAAAAAAAAGAAAAGAAAAGAAAAUUAAAAGAAAAGUGUGUAAUUGAAGUGUGUUUGUGUGUUUUUAUGCAUGAAGAAAAUGAAGUGCGUAUGUGAAAAAAAGAAAAUAGAAUAAAAAAAAAGAAAAGAAAAGAAAAUUAAAAGAAAAGUGUGUGUGGCAAAGGGAUCGCGAAGAAGCAGUUUUGGCUCCCGAAGUAAAUGCUUUAUGAAACUAAAGCGUCCUGCGUACCAACAAUUUUCUCGGCAUACUUACGGUCCGGACAUGCAAAAAAACACGAUUUCACCGGAAAAGCUCCAAGGAACGAUACAAACCGAGAGAAAUGUUGAAAUAGAUUAAAGAAGAGAGAGUUUUAUCCGUCAAAAGAAUACAGGAGUAAUGAUGGUUUAAUAGUGUGAUCUGCCUACUGGACAGCAACAACUGCAACUCCAACAAAAUAAACCCUCUCAUCUGGGAAAGGCGUUUCCGCGGGUUUACAAUUUUCCCACCCACAGGGUUAAUACACCCUAAUAAUACACACGCGCACUCACACCCACAACCACCGAGGGGCGUGGCUUUCCGGUACCAUUUUGUGUAUUGGUUUAGCUCUACAGCACGGUAUGUCCAUCCUACUGCGCAAACCCCUGUGCCGCAACAAAUGUGAUUUCGAACCUUGCCAGCUAGCUCCUGAUUUUCCCCGUUGAUGCCAGAUGGCCGCACCGAAGCUGGCGAAACCCUCAGUCAACAUUUGCCAUCGUUACCAGACGGUUCGUUCUGUUUCCCGUACGUGAUUCUUCGCAGUGUAUACACGGUACACAACGGGAGCUGUGGCAUCUUACCGCGUGCAGAGCGUUUUGUUUUCGCUCGACACCCAUUACACACAAGCAAUCAAAAUCUGACCGUGCAGCUACGAAAGUGUAACAACGCUCAACUCAUUUAUCAACAAGCACGGCAAACACCCCUGGUUGGCGAAGAGGAUUACAAUUGUGACAUAUUUCGUGAUGAUCACAAAGGUCCUUCACGAUGCGAGAAAUGUAUGUGUGUGUGCGUGUGUGACUAUGUGUUUAUUAUUGGUUGAAUGAUGUUUCAGCAGAGAUGUUAAAAUAGAAAUAAACUAAAUGUGUGACAUGCAAAGCGGGUGAAUGAGCAGCGAUACUCCCUUUUUUUCAAAUAAAAGAACUGAGUGCGUAACGAUCGAGUAGUGAAAGAGUGGAGAUGUUCGGAGAGUGGAGCUCAAAUGUAUGCAAUUUGUACAGCAUCAUGAUUGAACAGUUAACAGGAAAAUGACGCGAAUCGAAUGUUUUGAUUGGAAUAUUUGUGGAAGGCAUCCAUAGUGGUGUAUCUUCAUUCUCAACCUUCGCAAACCAUCCCACCCUGCGUUUGAAUAGAAAGAAAAAAUCAAAGAGCAACCAAAACGGUAAUUAAACCUAAUUCCAGGCUACAUUCUCCUGGUGCGUUUACUUUUACGUUAGUGUACGUUUGUGUAUGUGUGUGUAUGUAAAAGAAUAAGAUUUGGACAGGUUGUGAACUAUGGUAAUGAUGCAAUCGCCAAUGUCUGAUUGCGGGCAUCCGGAAAGCCCUUCGCUCUCGCAGCCCAAUUCGCCGCCCGCUUCAACCGAGCUGACCACACACUCACCAAAGACAAACCUGCUAAAAGGAGGCAGUGGUAGCACCAAUACGAGUGGUGGAAAUAUUAACAUCACCACCACCACAACGAUCCCGGUCGUUAACACGAACGGCACGGAAUCCGAGCCGGACAGCGCGAGUACGCUGCUACUACGUUUUGGUGAGGAACGUCGGCUAGCGUUAACGCCUUCGGGACAGCUGCAAGAGGCGGCCAGCAAGUGUGGCACUUUCCUCGAUCUGCGCGCCAACAACCUAAGCACCAGCAGUAACAGUAACAGCAACAGCAGCACCAGCAGUGAACCGCUGGAUGACCGUGAUCACGAUCAAGCCGAGGGUGAAAUGUUUGCCGAACAGGCGGACGCCAAGCAUGUCGAUUACACGCCGGCAGCAGAACAGCAGCAACCGCAGCCGCCACCGGACCGCGUGGUAAAGUUUUCGAUCGAGCGGCUCAAACAUUUGGCGGAUGGACACGCACUUGCGGUCCGGCACCAUCCACUCCAUCACCAUCAGUCGGCGGCUGAGCAGCUGGUAUUGGCUGCUACCGGUGGCCAUUUUCCACCCGUUGCUCACCCAUCGAUGGGCGGCUCGGUGGUGUCUGUGAUACCGUCCGGCUCGGUGCUACCACCCCUACACCCAGCCGUCCUACAUCCGGUCCAUGGUACGCCUCACCCGCCCCAUCAUACGCCGGUAGCGGCUGGGGUGGCACCGUUGCAGCCGUCCUCGUGUUUCCCGCACGCAUCCGCAUCCGCACCGACACACCAACCCCAUCAACACAGCCACCAUCAACGCCAUCAUCAGGCGGCCGUGGCGGCGGCGGCUGCAGCGGCUGCAGCAGCAGCAGCGGCAGCCGUCGUCGCAUCCGGCUCUAACCCGACGCAAUCCCAACCUCAACAUCCGCACGCGCAACAGCAGCCAUCACCGCAUGAUCCCACACCAACCCCGAACCAGCCCGCGACGGGUCUGCAUCCUGGUCAUCCAUUCGCUAUCAAAUAUCCUGCAGGCAGCGCAUCCCCCACCGAUCUUGAGAUCGAGCGGUUUAAGAUAGCACGCACCGCGAUCAACAGCACGGCCGCAUUUGCUGCAGCUGCCGCCGCAAAAGAGCUGUCCGAUAUUGGAUUCAGGAUACAACUGCAGGACGGUGGCCAGCAUCACAGUGGGUACGCGAGAAGUGACACUAGCGAGGAGCUCAUCGUAGACGGCAAUGAAGAAAGUUCGCAGGAUGGCAUCUCGGGUUGUCCGGUCGAUUUGACGCGCUCGAUGGACAACGGAAGUGACACGAAAGCGCAUGCUAUCCGCGACACGGAUAAGGAGGCCGCCUCGAAACGGUUGGCCUUCUCGGUAGAGAACAUACUCGAUCCGAACAAAUUUAACGGCAAACAUAGUGUUGCCACUUCCGGUGCCACACCCAUUACCGCCGGUGGUAUCUUUGGCUCCAAACUAAACGGAGGUGGCAAAUUGGUGACCGCGCUCGGAACCGUUGUCAACAGUGCCGGUACCAACUACUCUACCAACAACAACAACUGUAUGGUUAACAACAACAAUAAUAACAACAAUAAUAACAACAACAUCAACAACAAUCCAAAGUUAUGGAACCAGGGAGGGCUGGAGCGAGACGAUAAGUUGGACGACGAUCAUAGCGAUUCGCGCUCCGUUAAGGAUGUAAAUGAUAUCGAUCAGGAUGACAUGUGCGAUGACACGAUGGGCAGCGAUAUGGAUGAUCACGCCAGCGAAACCGAUUCCAAGAAGGAUGAUUCGAACAAUCGUAGCGGAGAUGGAAAGUCCCAGGGUAACAGCUCCAAACCAAGACGUGCUAGGACGGCGUUUACGUACGAGCAGCUGGUUUCGUUGGAGAACAAGUUUAAAACCACGCGCUACCUGUCCGUGUGUGAACGACUCAAUCUCGCUCUCAGUUUAAGUCUUACUGAAACACAGGUCAAGAUCUGGUUCCAGAACCGUCGGACAAAAUGGAAAAAACAAAAUCCUGGAAUGGACGUUAAUAGUCCGACCGUUCCACCACCGAACAGUGGUGGCUCCUUCGGCCCAGGUUCGUACGCCAGCAGCUUGCUGUAUCCACACGCUAUGCCCUACCCUCCGUACGGACCUUACUUUCAUCCACUCGGCGGUCAUCAUCUCGGUCACUCACACUCGUAAUUUGCUGAUCCCGUUCCCUCCACCUACCCUGGUUGUGCAAUAAUGAUACUGUUUACUUACAUCGAAAGUUAAAACAAAUCACAUUUUCAACACUUGGGAAUGGGAAGCGAAUUCACAAAAAAGCAAGAUAAAGAAGAAAAGAAAGAGAGAAAGAGAGAAAGAAAGAGAAGAUCGAAACAAAUCAAAAUUUUUAGUACUUAAGAAUUAUUCAUAAUCAGUGAAAGAAACAGUCCUCACCUCUCCACGUAAAUCUUAGACUUUCCGGCAUUAGCGUCCAUUCGAUCGUUUGCGCUCCGCGUAGUAAUCACAGUCUUCGAGUUAAGUUGACAAACGAGGUUCUAGUAUAAAAAAUACAGCUCCGCUGACUAUGUACUCGAUCACAGGCAAACACGCACAACACACAUACAAUACAACACACCUAAUAAGGUGAAAUGUAAUGCCGCUGUACAGGUUAGGUUAAGGGCUUCAGAUGAUCGAUGCGAGUAUAAGCGAGCUAUUUUGUUUUUAAUACUAUAUAUACUUUUACAUAAGUACAAUGUACAUUUCAUCUGUAAAAAAAAAACAAACAAACAAACAAACGCAACAACAACACAACAUGUCUAUCAUGUCAUUAGCGAAUAGCAAACAGAGCCAAAUCUACAGACGAAUACAUAGAGAACAAGGAAGACAGAUAGAAAGAUAUCGACGGAUAUGGUGACGGAGAGUGAGAAGAAUGAUAACAAAAAAAUAAUAAAUUAUAAAAACUUACAAUACUUAUGCAAAUCUGAGGAAAGUUCCCUGCGUUGGUAAGUAAAGAAAUUAUACUGUAGAUACUACUCGUAUCGGUGUGAUUAAAGUAAGUAUAGGACAUAAAUAUAAAUAGAGUGGUACAUCGACAUACCAGAACUUUAAUAUACUAGUGUCUUGAGGUUCAAAGCCGUGUUUAUAUAAAUUUAUUAUGGGAGUUUGAGUUAAUUGCAAUGGGAAAAAUUGUAGACUUACAGACUUACAGACUAAUUAAAUUCUUAUACCGAGGUACCACUGCAGUAAACUGAUGAAUGUUAAAUUAGCUUGAAUCGUUUCUGGCACAAAAUUUUAGAAAUGUUUCAGAUGAUGGGAUAUGUAGGCUAUUAUCAGAUGUAAUGAUUCUUAAACGAAGCACAUUACGCAUCGACACAGUCAUAUCCCUUGUCUCAACACUUCAAAGCUAAACUAUUCCCCGCGGUAAACGCAAUCCGUACGCAGGGAAACCUUGUUUCCCAGUGCAGUUAACUUUCUGCAACCUGCAACCAAGCCUUUGCCAAUAACGGACACCCCGAAUACCAAUCAUAACAACAAUAGCGAUAAAUACGACACAAGCACAUUCAUUCUCGUGGAACUUUUUCCUCUAUUACUUACAAAUGAUCGUUCCAUCUGUCGAGCUGCCGAGACCACGGACAGAGAGGAACCUUUCCUAACUGAAGGUGAACGGUAGCGACACAAAAUGUUGAACAACGUAAAAAAAACGCAUACGUCCUCGACAAAAGAAACAUCCUUCCAUACACCCGUCCUUAUGUUCCUUUAUGAGGUCCACAUGGUACAAUACCGCUAGGGAGUGUGUAACCUAAUCUCACUAGCACGCAGCGGGAACGGUGUGUACUAUCUCCGCUGGGAUCAUACCGAUUCCAGCUGAGCUGAAAAAUGUACAAUUACACGAAAUUAGGGUUUGUUAAAUAAAAUGAAGAGUAAAGAAGAGAAUGAAAAAAAUGCAACACCAUUUCGAACGGAAUGUUAUUUAUCGCCCUUUUUUAAAAAACUCUAGUAGCGGGCGCGUUCAUCUCUCUUGGGAGGGUCAUUAAUUUUGACUGUCGCCUUUAAUUGUCGCCGAAUCUCAGUCGGGUUGGGCGCUAGUUAACAGUUUCUUCAAAUCCUAUUCUAUCCAUCCUUUUUUGUACCGCCGCGCUGCCGGCAGGUUUGUAUGCUUUUUUUUUGCUAAACUUAUUUUUUGUAUUAUUGCGAUUUGAUUUCUGCGCUCUCUAUGACACGGUUUUAAGUGACCUAACUGAUUAGCGAGUUCCCGAGACAUUACACUUAUCUAUAGGUGGUCCACGGGUGGAUCAGAGUUGCUUUCUGUUGUUGGUUUUUGUAAAGCCCGUUAAACUAUGUGAAGGAAAUAUUUAAAGCAUUCUAGAAAAAUGACAACAAAACUAUACUAGUGUACUAGAAGUAGACAAAAUUUUUUGAUAGGUGUCAAAUGGUCAUAACGCUAGUUAAUAGCUCGCUAACGAAGUCGCUACUAUUUAUCAUCUUUGCUUUUUUUCCUGCUUCUUGAUUACGCUGACACUAAUUUAAACACACCGAUAUUUGGCAAUGUAUCAGCAAUUUGAACUAUGACGGCCUGUCGCUAGAUUAAUGUCCUAUAUUGCGUUACUCUGGCGCCACGGUGACGGUUUCGAUAGGCCGCAAACCCGAUACCCUACAGCACCACUAUUAUUAUUAAUCGUUUUCGCACUGGCGAGAAGAAGAUAAAACGGUCACAAUUUGGCCCGACCACCAACGGCCGGGAGAUGGCGUUUGCUCAUUACGGAACACGUAUCAUUUUCUAAUGAGCCACCAACAUAGUCCUCCACGUCCCCUACCUCACUGAGUGAACAUGAUGAUAACAAUCGAACCAACGCCCGCAUCCAACAUCCCGCUCUACCAGGGAGGUCCUACUGUGUCACAACAUCCAGUCCAGCCAACGCAAGCGGUCCCAUGUUAGUGCGGUGUUUGUUUGCUGCCUUCUCAGCAAUCUCGGGGGAAAUUGUUUAGUUCGUUUUUGAGUGUUACUGCCUGCCUGGUUUGCUUUUUCCCCCUUGCACAUAUUUAUGCUAUUAUCGAGUUAAUAGGAAAGGCACUUGCGCGAUUUAAUACCCGCCUCCCCUUAAUAUCACACGGGAUAGUGCGAGGUUCAGUGCCUUCGUCACAUGGAUAUGGUUAUUAUAUUGCAUUUCCCCCUUUGUACAACAGGACUGCUCACUUUUGUCCCUUUAGGGAUCAGGGAGUUACAGCGUUGUCUGGUAACUGUCUUGGCGACGAUUAAUAUCCUCGCAUGGGCCUGCCUACCAAAGCUGCCUGCCAUUCACACAAGACUCGUACAUUUGUCAGGAAUGUACUGGCGGUAGUUACGCUUUAUCUUCUUGAUUGUAGCGAGUACCGACAGUUUGUCAAACAUGGUUGGGAUCAUUAUUUUUUACUCACUCGACUGGAACAAUUGAAGGUUUUUUUUUUUGGCUGAAACUAUACCGGGUCCUGCUUUGCAGACUAUACUCCAGAAUAUAUGAGAUAUCGUUAUGGUUAAGGUCAUCAGGUUCUUUGUGUGUUAUUUCGAUGCACUAAUAUUUCACCACACUUCUGCCAACAGAACAACACACAUUAACAAAUCACAAACAACUGAUAUAGACGUAAACAAGCUUUAACACAAGGUGUUAAUUACUUUUCGCUGUAUAGGGGCGAAACUGGAUCUCCGGUCCAAAUUUUAAUCAAUUGCUUUCUGUCGGAGCCUAGUGGGUUGCCGGAUGGCAAUCGGCCUACAUCAUCUCGGUUCGUGGAUUAUUUAUUGCACGGACAACGAAACGAAUUAUCUCUUCCGCCUCCAGCUUCUCGCUUCUCACCCAGCUUGCUCUAGCUCCAAUAACACAACAACCACAGAAAUACCACCGGACCAACAGUUCUGCCCUAAGUCCGAAGUGUUGGAGAUAGAUUUGUCUGCAUUCUUUAGCGGUACACGUCUAUUUAUGCGAUUUGUAGAUUAUAACCUAAGUAUCACCUAAAUUAAUAAUGGUACAGACUUCCAAAACUCUUUCAUUUUGGUGCGCCAGUGCAUAUUUGUGUGAAUUUCUUUGAAGUACUUUUCACAAGUUUGUAGCUAUAUCGGCCUAGAAUUAUUAUCUAUUUACGUUGUAAAACAGUGCAUAAGUUGCGAAUUCCAAAACGUAUCUAAAGCCGAAUAGACGAAUAUUGACAUUCUCUUUAUUUAAGUCCAUUUCCACGAAUACCGAAUACCUGUAGCGUUAUCAGCCAGUCAGGGGAACCACGAAGUUGCGGAAGAAAAACUUUCUUCUAGCCACGGGAAACUCAUCAACUCUAUGGUAUGGGAUAGGAGCCCCAUUUCUAAGUAAUUCAUUGCUACAUGAUCGAACCAAUACCACUAUAAAGCGUUUUCCUACUAAUCACAACACUGUUCAUGUUAUUAAAAAGCGUUUAUAUGCCUACAUUUUCCAUGUUCUAAAUCAGUGGUCCCCAACCUAUGGUCCGCAGAAGAAAUUUUCGGUCGUUGAACCGAUAAUUUUAACACUUUUUGUUUACCAAUUCAAGCGUUCUACGCUUCUCGAUGUGUCAGAGUGUGGUUAAUAUAAUUUUUGCUAAUGUUUUAUUUAAAAAAUCGCCUUAACAGCGGUGUACAUACAUAACGACUCUGUUCAUAGACGGCACAUGUGGGCCGCGAUAUACUUAUGUCGAACAAAAAGUGGUCCGCAGUACAAAAAAGGUUGGGGAGCACUGUUCUAAAUGUAAGAAACGACGAAGUGGUGCGAAGGGUUGUAGUUAAAUUGUUUUCAAAGAAGAUUUUUUCUUUCGUCUCCUCGCAGGAGCGAAUAGGGUGCGAAAGAAUAAGAAUAAGAGAAUUUGUAAGCCAACCGCUUCGCCAAUUAUAGUUGUGUAGGUGUGUCGUGAUAACGAAGCAGAAGAGAUAAUGAUAAUGAGCAAAAGAGAAAUAGUGAUCAGUGGCGAUCUGUACGGUUACAAAGCUUUUUUCAUUCGUCUCUCAAACAGGAGCGAAGUGUGUGCGAAAGGUAAGAUCGGGCGGCCGCUUCGCCAAUUGUAGUUGUAGGUGUGUAAUGAUAACGAAGCAGAAGCGAUAGUGACAAUGAGCAAAGGAGAGAUUGUGAUCAGUCGCGAUCGGACAGCGUCGGUUUAAGUAACGAAGAAAGGUUUCGGUAAUGAGCGGAAAGCGACGCCAUUGCUUUCUACACAGCACUUUUUGCAAAAUUCGUUUUUUGAUGCCAAAAAGUGCUGUAUUUUCUUAAACAAUGUUAUUUAAGUUGUAUUUAAGUAUUAAAGUAGUGAUUAAUACAACAAUUUGUGCAUGGAUGCGUUGUGAAAUAGUGAAAAACGUGGUUUUGAACAUGUACAAAUUGUACAAAGCGUUGGCUUGGGUUGUGUCAACGUAGGCGUGAUACUUGAUGUCGAGCGCAUUUACAUUUACAUGUACAUUUUUGAAAGUUCUAGUGAUGAUUCUGGUGAGCGCAGUUUGCUUUACGCUAACGCCAAAGUGGACGAGUAAAUGUACAAUCAGUGCAUGUACCAUGCGUGUUUGGCCGUAGGCCGUACCCUGCGUAGGCGAGCGUGUGUGUUGAAAUAUGUGUGUGCCUUUGUGCAGGACAAAAUAAAGGUAACAUGUUUUUGGUGAAAAAAGUUGUGUGCGUUUUCUAAUGAGCUUAAUGCGUGGAAUCAAAAAAAAAAUGUGGUCAUUGUAGGCGAGUGUGUUUUUUUAAUGUGACAUAGCUCAUUGAAGUGUGUUUAUGUGUCUAUGCAUGAAAAAAUGAAGUGCGUGUGUGAAAUAAAGAAAAUAGAAUAAAAAAAAGAAAAGAAAAGAAAAUAAAAAGAAAAGUGUGUUAUUUUUUGUUUGUGUGUUUUAAAAGUUUGUGUGUAUUUAUGCAUGAAAAA